AUUUGACAGUUGUCAUUUAUUGUUUUUUCAAACAUAAAUAACAAUUAUAAUUCAAUUAAUUAUUAAAUAAAGUUAAUUAUUAUUGUUUUUUUUUAUAUUGUUUGCUUCAUAAACGAAUUAUUCUAAUAUAUAAAUAUAAUAGUGAAGUGUGAUAAUAUUUUUCUCAACAAUUGUCAAUUAUAACCUUUUUUCAAUUUCUAAUGAUUAUUUGCAAAAAUAAAGAAAAUGAAUUGAAAAAUUUGCAAAUAGAAACAAAAAAAAAAAAAAAAUGCAAGUGAAAUCAAAUAUGCUCGAGUGUGAUAAAUAUUAAACAGGGGGAAAAAUGUCUUGGAACAAAUACAGAGAGAGGCGUCCAAGUCCAGAGGUCUCGAUAAACGACAGCAAAGACUCGAGUUUAAAUGAUGAAACACAUCAAGAGGAAAAUGUUUCCGAAAGAUCUUUAAGGACAAAUCGUGAAAGAUGGUUGGAAGAUCCAGAACCUGUGGAAAGGCGUCUAAAAAUGAAGCAAAACGAUUGUGUACCAUUUUUGGUACAAUUAAUUCAUUCACGCGAUCAAAGUCCCGACGUAAGAGAGGGUGCAUCGAGCGCUUUAAGAAAUGUAAUUCAUGCAUUUGACGAUAAGAAAAAUCGUGAAAAAGAUAUAUUCGAAUUACUCGAACAAUUGCGUGACUAUUCAGAAAUGUUAAAAUUAACAAUAAAUACAGGUUGUUAUGGAAGGGAGAAUCUCAAUAAACAUCCAAAUAAACAAAUGACAACACUAAUGAAAUUAUCAUUUAAAGAAAAUUAUCAUCGUGUCAUUUGUUAUCUUGGUGGUUUACAAACAAUAGCCGAAUUAAUAGAAUGUGAACAUGCAGCACAUGGUUCAGAGACAAAUGAUUCUGAAUGUAUAACAUUGCGUCGCGAUUCAGGUAUGACAUUGGCAAGUUUAAUUGUUGGCGAUACAAAUAAUAAAGCACUUUUAUGUUCGUUUCGUGAUUUUAUUAAAGUUUGGGUCACACAAUUAUUUAGUAAUUGCGAAGAAUUACGACAAGUGACGGCGAGUGUUUUUUGUAAUCUCUCAUGGCGAGCUGAUAAUGAAUCGAAACAAACAUUACGAGAAGCACAAGUUGUAACGGGUUUAAUGAAAGCAGCAAUGCAUUGUCGUAAGGAAUCAUCGUUGAAAACAAUUCUCUCGGCACUUUGGAAUUUAUCAGCACAUUGUGCGGCGAAUAAGGCGGAAAUUUGUGCUGUCGAUGGUGCACUUGCUUUUUUGGUAAAUAUGCUUUGUUAUGAAUCGCCUUCAAAGGGUUUGGCAAUUGCUGAAAAUGCCGGUGGUAUAAUAAGAAAUGUUUCGAGUCACAUUGCAGUGAGGGAGGAUCAUCGUGUGAUAUUGAGGGAGAAAAAUUGUAUACACAUUUUAAUACGUCAUUUAAAAUCCACUAGUUUAACGGUGGUUAGUAAUGCAUGUGGUACACUUUGGAAUUUAUCGGCAUGGUGUUCGAAAGAUCAAAAAACACUUUGGGAAUUGGGUGCAAUUCCAUUGUUACGUAAUUUAACGCAUUCAAAGCAUAAAAUGAUUUCAAUGGGUGCAAAUUCGGCGCUGAGAAAUUUAUUAUCGGCAAAAGGUGUUUGUGACACGAGAAUACGUAAAAAUGAUGAGGAAAAUUUAAGAAAGAAAAAAAAUUAUGAUUAUGAGAGAAAAUUUUUGCCAAUUAAUAAUAAUAAUCAUCGUUCUGUACCAACGGCUUAUAUUGCCAGUGAACCGGGUAAGAAAUUAAAAUUUUGUAUUAAAUUACCAGAUUAUGAUGAAUCUAAAGAAUCAUGGAAUUAUAGACCACGUUUAUGUUCACCAGUUGAUGAAAAUCAGGCAUCAACAUCAAAAUCAUUUUCAAAUUUUAUUAAUUCCGAUGAUGAUAUUGGCGAGCAACCAAUUGAUUAUAGUAAAAAAUAUACAGAGAGAAAUCAAAAAUCAAUGGUGAAAAAAGAAUUUGAUGCGGAUGAUGAUGAUAAAGUGAAUUUAUUUGGUGAUUAUGUUGAAACUGAUCUUGAUCAACCGACGGAUUAUAGUUUACGUUACGCUGAGAACGAUACCGAUGAAGAUGAAACCGAUGAAGAUGAUGAUGAUGAUGAUGAUGAAGAGAAAGAGAAUAAAAUUUUAGGUGAAUAUUUUCCGAGAAAUGAACAAGAGGAUACAGUGAAAACAUAUUGUACUGAGGGUACACCAUAUCAGACGCCAUUUAAUUUUUCCACUGCAACAUCAAUGUCAGAUUUAAGAUGCGAUGAUGGGAGUAUCAAUAAAGAGGGUGGUGGUGAGAAGAAAUUUUCAAAAAAAAUGGAUUUAAGAAAAAAUUCUGAAUUUGUUGUUAAAAAUUCACAAUUUGAUGAAUCGCAAGAAAUGCAAGAGGAGGAAGAGGAGGAGGAGGAGGAGGAUGAAGAAGAGGAGGAAGAGGAAAAACAUUUGGAUGUUAAUUUAACGGAAAAACCAAUUAGUUAUUGUGUUGAGGGAACACCGCAAUGUUUUUCAAGAGUUAGUUCUUUUAGUUCAUUGGGAAGUGCUAUUGUUGCGCAAAAUUUGAGUAUUGAAACUGUGUCUGAGGAGGCAGUUGGCAAUGAUUUGACGACGGAUAAUAUUGAUCAACAAGAUGUUAAUGAUGAGCCAACGAAUGAAAAAAAUAAUUCUAUCGCUUGUGUGGAACGUGAAAAAAAUGAUAAAGAAGGAAAAAUGGUGACAUUUGGAAGGGAGGAUCAUUACGCAGAACAAACGCCGCUAAUGUUUUCGCGAUGUAGUUCCUUGGGUUCUCUAAGUGGUUUUGAGCAACAUUCAAUUCGAGAUGAUCUCAGUUCUGGAAUUAGUGAUUUUAGUCGAAUGACAAGCGGUGUUGUUUCGCCGAGUGAAUUACCUGAUUCACCAACACAAACUGUUCCACCGAGUCCUCGACAUAAACAUCAACAUCAUUCAGAAUUUGGAAGAAAAUUGCAAAAUGAAUCACGUCACAAUAGUUUCCAAACAUCAUCAUGUAGUAAAAUGCAAUCGACGAAAAGAAGUGUCUUUGAGGAUGAGAUGGCUGCAUUUAAAGAUGAAUCGACGCCUCUUGAAUUCUCAGCGGCCACGAGUCUUAGUUCCUUGACUAUUGAUGACGAACCAAAAUUACCUAAAUUUAGAAUAAUAGAAAAAAGAUCUAUUGUUCCUGAUAUUGUUGAAUGUACAGGAAAUUCAGAGGAAAAUUCACAAUUAUUGGAUAAAAAAUUAAAUCAACCCGACAAUUGUAAAGAGAAUGAGACUCUUUCCAACGAAAGAUACGCAACAAAUGAGGAAAAUUCAAUAAAAUUAUCGCCGUCCUCGUGUAAUUUACGAAGAUACGAGACAAGUUUCACAUUAGAUAGAUUGGAUUCGGCAUUUAAACGCGGUGGACAAUUUGUUUCAUUGCGUAAAGUUGAUGUUAUCGAUGCAUUAGAUUCAGUACAUAUUUAUUGUACCGAGGACACGCCCGAUGGUUCAAUUUCAAAUUUAUCAGCACUCUCAAUGCCAAGUAUUCCCGAUGACAAUGAAAAUAUUGAUCACAAUAAAUUAUUAUACCUGGCAAAUCAAAGGAAUAAAUCAUCAUCGUCAUCAUCAUCAUCAUCAUCAUCAUCAUCAUCAGACGCAGUUUCAAAUUCAUCUGUCGAUAAUGAAAUUAAUUUACGCGAACAAGUCGAUUCUGUACAAACAAAGAAAAAAGUUCCACCUCAGAAUUCAGCGCAGAAUUCAUCACUUGAAGUUCCUUCGAAUAGUUGUAAUAAUUCGGCAAAUUCUUUGCUUCGUGAUCAAUCGUUUAAAGUUGAAAGAACAACGCCUGAACCCUCUGACGAUAGUGUCAGUCUCACAGAGGAGGAAAAUAAUAAAUUGGAUCAAUUAAUUGAAUCCGCUAUGCCAAAGAGACGUUUAAAUGAUUCAUCGUCGCUUGCAACUUCGGAACAAAAUCUCGAGAGAUCAUCAUCGCCAGUUCCCUCAGUUGGAAGUAAUAGUUUUAUCGAGGAGGAAACUAAUAAUAAAUUAACGCAACUAAUUGAAACUUCAUCAGUUCCGUCUUCGCCAAAAUUAAUUAACAUACGAGCAUCGAAUUCAAAUUUGCAACAAACUUGUAAAAUUGACAACUCAUCUGUAUUAUUUAAGGAGAAUUCAUUUAUUGAUGAUAAAAUUAGUGCACACGAUAUAUUAAUCUUGGAAUCGGAGCUGAGACAUUUCAAUAUUCAUUCGAAUUCACAUUCAUUGAGAUCGUCGUCGCCAAUUGCAAACGAAUUUUAUCGAUCGAAUCCCUGUGGAAGAUCAUCGUCGCCAACAACUUUAAUGCCAGCGAAUUCGCGAAAAGAAAAUUCUUCGCCUACACCAUCGGAUGAUAGUAACAGUCUCACCGAAGAGGAAAAUAUUAAACUCGAUCAAUUAAUUGAAUCCGCGAUGCCAAAGAGACAAAAUACUCUAUCGCCAUCGCCAAGAUCGAAUUCACCGAAAUUAGUCAUCAGCAAAUCAAACUAUAAUUCGCCCUCGAGAAAAAUUCACUCGUCGAGUCAAUCGGAAAUUUUAUUAAGAACCGAAAUGGAUUUUCCCGAGGACGAAAAUAGUCGAUUGAAUCAAUUAAUUGAAGCUGGAAUGCCGAAAAAAAAAUUGAGCGUUUCAUCGAGAUCGUCACCAAUUAAUGUUCGUUCAAGAACAACAAAUUCGUACAAUGAUCAAUCAUCGCUUCCAUUAAUUCCCCAACAAACGUACAAAGCACGAGUGAAUCGCGAUUCAUUCAAUGAUUUUGCCAUUCAUAAAGAGAGACUCGAUCAUCUUAUUCAAUCUGGAAAUCCAAAGAAACGAGGAAAUGGACCUAAAAUAUCACCGACAAAAGUGACGGACAGAUCGAAUAAAUUAAAUUCACAUGGUCGUCCUUAUCAUUCAAAUCGGCAAAACUUUUUCCGAGGCGAUCGAAUAAAACCAGAACCGGAAGACGAUACAUUAAGUUUGACUGAGGAGGAUAAUAUGAAAUUGGAUCAAUUAAUAGAAUCUGCGAUGCCAAAGAAACAGUCUCAAUCAUUUCACCGUGGUUCUUCGGGAAGAGUAUUGGACGAUAUUCCAGCCAAUAGAAUGCUUCCCUAUGGCUGUUCAUCACCGCCGUCAUUUCGGCAAAAUUCUUUAAAAACCGGAAGAAUGAAAAGCGAACAAAAUGAAAAUAGAAACAGUUUAACUGAGGAGGAAAAUUUAAGACUCGAUGAAUUAAUUGAAUCCGCAAUGCCGAAGAAACGAAAUUCUUCUCUGAAGACGACGACGUCAUCAACGACGUCGUCAUCGUCAUCAAAAAUUCCCGAGAAUAUUUCUUCACAUAGAACAAAUUCAUGUGUUCGCACUGCAAAUCCAUCAUUGCGACGUCAUGCCUAUGGAAAUGUUGGCAAAUGGAAAUAUUAUAAAAGAUUGAGUUUUUCACGAAUUCUUCGAUUUAUUCGCGAAAGUUAUCCCUGAUAAUAAAUUCAAUAUUUUCUCCUGCGAAGAAAAUCAAAAAAAAAAAAAAAUGAAUUUUUAUGUGAUCAGUGCAAUUAGAUAUAAGAAAGUAAGACAAAAAAAAAAAUACUGAACGAGCUUAUUAAAACGAAUUAUUUUCAUGAAUAAUAAUAAUAAUAACGAUGAUAAAUAUUAAUUCACGGAAAUUACAGGAUAAAAUCAAAGACUGAUAGAGAAAGUUUAUAAUAAUGCAUUUUUAGGCGAAAUGUGUAAUUUAUAAUUCUAUAGAUGUCUUUUUUUUGGAACUUUUUAAUUUGUAACAAUUAUAAUAAUGUUAAUAAUUAAUAAUAAUAUUAACAA
Molecule: messenger RNA, 5794 nt
Organism: Leptopilina boulardi
Lineage: Eukaryota; Metazoa; Arthropoda; Insecta; Hymenoptera; Figitidae
Product: adenomatous polyposis coli protein-like
Exons: 15
Coding region: 323-5455 (1710 amino acids)
Biological process (GO): cell migration; Wnt signaling pathway; regulation of cell differentiation
Cellular component (GO): beta-catenin destruction complex; catenin complex; cytoplasmic microtubule
Molecular function (GO): gamma-catenin binding; microtubule binding; beta-catenin binding
Source: RefSeq, a predicted model, not a curated record